AUGGAGAACGUUUUUACUGUGUCAUCAGAUCCUCAUCCCCCUCCUGCAUCCCCUCCUUCACUUUCUUUAUCUUCAUCUUCUACCUCAUCUGGGACAAAAAAACAAAAGAGGACCCCCAUGUAUCAGAGAUCUAUGAGCUUUGAUCCAAACCUUCUCCACAACAAUGGACACAAUGGGUACCCCAAUGGUACUUCAGCAGCACUGCGAGAAACAGGGGUUAUUGAGAAACUGCUAACCUCCUACGGAUUCAUUCAGUGUUCAGAACGGCAAGCUAGACUCUUCUUCCACUGUUCACAGUACAAUGGCAACCUGCAGGACUUAAAAGUAGGAGAUGAUGUUGAGUUCGAAGUAUCAUCUGACCGGCGGACUGGGAAACCCAUCGCUGUUAAGCUGGUGAAGAUAAAACAAGAAACCCUCCCUGAAGACCGAAUGAACGGACAAGAAGUGUUUUAUCUGACUUACACCCCUGAAGACGUGGAAGGGAAUGUUCAGCUGGAAACCGGAGAUAAAAUAAAUUUUGUAAUUGAUAACAAUAAACACACUGGUGCUGUGAGUGCUCGGAACAUUAUGCUGUUGAAAAAGAAACAAGCCCGCUGUCAGGGAGUAGUUUGUGCCAUGAAGGAGGCGUUUGGCUUUAUUGAAAGAGGUGAUGUUGUCAAAGAGAUAUUCUUUCACUACAGUGAGUUUAAGGGUGACCUGGAAGCCUUACAGCCUGGAGAUGACGUGGAAUUCACAAUCAAGGACAGGAAUGGUAAAGAAGUUGCAACGGAUGUCAGACUAUUGCCUCAAGGAACAGUCAUUUUUGAAGAUAUCAGCUUUGAACAUUUUGAAGGAACUGUAACCAAAGUUAUCCCAAAAGUUACCAGUAAAAACCAGAAUGACCCACUGCCGGGGCGCAUUAAAGUUAACUUUGUGAUUCCUAAAGAACUUCCCUUUGGAGACAAAGAUACGAAAUCCAAGGUGACCCUGUUGGAAGGCGACCAUGUUAGGUUUAAUAUUUCAACAGAUCGACGUGACAAAUUAGAACGAGCAACCAACAUAGAAGUUCUAUCAAAUACAUUUCAGUUCACUAACGAAGCCAGAGAAAUGGGUGUGAUUGCUGCCAUGAGAGAUGGUUUUGGCUUCAUCAAGUGUGUGGAUCGCGAUGCUCGCAUGUUCUUCCACUAUAGUGAGAUUCUGGAUGGGAACCAGCUCCAUAUUGCAGAUGAAGUAGAGUUUACUGUGGUUCCUGAUAUGCUCUCUGCCCAAAGAAAUCAUGCUAUUAGGAUUAAAAAGCUUCCCAAGGGCACGGUUUCAUUCCAUUCCCAUUCGGAUCAUCGUUUUCUGGGCACUGUAGAAAAAGAAGCCACUUUUCCCAAUCCCAAAACCACUAGCCCAAGUAAAGGCAAGGAGAAGGAGGCUGAGGAUGGUAUUAUUGCUUAUGAUGAUUGUGGGGUGAAAUUGACUAUUGCUUUUCAAGCCAAGGAUGUGGAUGGAUCUACUUCUCCUCAAAUAGGGGAUAAGGUGGAGUUUAGUAUUAGUGACAAACAGAGGCCUGGACAGCAGGUUGCGACCUGUGUGCGACUUUUAGGUCGAAAUUCUAACUCCAAGAGGCUCUUGGGUUAUGUGGCAACUCUGAAGGAUAAUUUUGGAUUUAUUGAAACAGCCAAUCAUGAUAAGGAAAUCUUUUUCCAUUACAGUGAGUUCUCUGGUGAUGUCGAUAGCCUGGAGCUGGGGGACAUGGUCGAGUACAGUUUAUCCAAAGGCAAAGGCAACAAAGUCAGCGCGGAGAAAGUCAACAAGACGCACUCGGUGAAUGGUAUUACGGAAGAAGCAGAUCCUACCAUCUACUCUGGCAAAGUCAUUCGCCCCCUGAGAAGUGUUGAUCCAACACAGACUGAGUACCAAGGGAUGAUUGAGAUCAUGGAGGAAGGGGACAUGAAAGGUGAGGUCUAUCCGUUUGGUAUAGUUGGAAUGGCCAACAAAGGGGAUUGCCUGCAGAAAGGGGAGAGUGUCAAAUUCCAAUUGUGUGUCCUGGGCCAAAAUGCACAGACUAUGGCUUACAACAUCACACCUCUGCGUAGGGCCACUGUGGAGUGUGUGAAAGACCAGUUUGGCUUCAUUAACUAUGAAGUUGGGGAUAGCAAGAAGCUCUUUUUCCAUGUGAAAGAAGUUCAGGAUGGCAUUGAGCUACAGGCUGGAGAUGAGGUGGAAUUCUCAGUGAUUCUUAAUCAGCGCACCGGCAAGUGCAGCGCUUGUAACGUUUGGCGAGUCUGCGAGGGCCCCAAGGCCGUUGCAGCUCCAAGACCUGAUAGGUUGGUCAAUCGCUUGAAGAACAUCACUCUGGACGAUGCCAGUGCUCCUCGCCUAAUGGUUCUCCGCCAGCCAAGGGGACCAGACAACUCAAUGGGAUUUGGUGUAGAAAGAAAGCUCCGUCAGGCUGGUGUCAUUGACUAA
This is a messenger RNA of Pipistrellus nathusii (Nathusius's pipistrelle), 2436 nucleotides long. Lineage: Eukaryota; Metazoa; Chordata; Mammalia; Chiroptera; Vespertilionidae. The record is from the annotation of a GenBank genome assembly.